Molecule: messenger RNA, 3404 nt
Organism: Condylura cristata (star-nosed mole)
Lineage: Eukaryota; Metazoa; Chordata; Mammalia; Eulipotyphla; Talpidae
Gene: CLGN
Product: calmegin
Exons: 15
Coding region: 30-1865 (611 amino acids)
Biological process (GO): protein folding
Cellular component (GO): endoplasmic reticulum membrane; endoplasmic reticulum
Molecular function (GO): calcium ion binding
Source: RefSeq, a predicted model, not a curated record
ACCUACAUUAACCCUGGACGACAGUCACCAUGCGUUUCCCCGGCCCUUGGCUGUGUCUGGGUCUUCUGUGCAUCUCGGUCAAUGCAGACUCUGUGGAUGACGGUGCUGAGACGGUGGAAGACUUUGGCGAGAGCUCGGAGGAGGUUGAUGUGAAGGAAGGAGAACUCGCCCCAGAGAUAAAGUAUAAGACACCUCAACCUAUAGGAGAAGUAUAUUUUACAGAAACUUUUGAUAAUGGAAGACUGGCUGGGUGGGUCUUAUCCAAAGCAAAGAAAGAUGAUACAGAUGAGGAGAUUUCUAUAUAUGAUGGAAGAUGGGAAAUAGAAGAACUGAGAGAGAACCACGUGCCGGGUGACCGGGGGCUGGUGCUCAAGUCCAGAGCGAAGCACCAUGCCAUCUCCGCUGUCCUGGCCAAGCCCUUCGUCUUUGCUGAUAAGCCUCUGAUAGUCCAAUAUGAAGUAAAUUUUCAAGAUGGUAUUGAUUGUGGAGGUGCAUACAUUAAACUCCUAGCAGACACUGAUGGUUUGAAUCUGGAAAACUUUCAUGAUAAAACAUCUUAUACCAUUAUGUUUGGACCAGAUAAAUGUGGCGAAGAUUAUAAACUUCACUUUAUCUUCAGACAUAAACAUCCCAAAACUGGAGUUUUUGAAGAGAAACACGCCAAGCCUCCCGAUGUAGAUCUUAAAAAGUUCUUUACAGACAGAAAGACUCAUCUUUACACCCUUGUAUUGAAUCCAGAUGACACGUUUGAAGUAUUGAUUGAUCAAAUCGUUGUCAACAAAGGAAGCCUGCUAGAGGAUGUGGCCCCUCCCAUCAACCCUCCCAAAGAAAUUGAGGAUCCCAGUGACAAGAAGCCUGAUGACUGGGACGAGAGAGCAAGAAUCCCGGAUCCUGCUGCGGUCAAACCAGAGGACUGGGAUGAAAGUGAACCUGCCCAGAUCCAAGACGCCAGCGUCGCGAAACCCGAGGGCUGGCUGGACGACGAGCCGAAGCUCAUCCCAGACCCGCGAGCGGAGAAGCCUGCCGACUGGAAUGAAGACAUGGAUGGGGAGUGGGAGGCGCCUCGGAUUUCUAACCCAGCGUGCCGGGUUGGGUGUGGCGAGUGGCAGCCCCCCAUGAUAGACAACCCGAAAUACAAGGGCAUCUGGAGGCCUCCGAUGAUGGACAACCCGGCCUACCAGGGAGUCUGGAGCCCUCGAAAAAUUCCCAAUCCAGAUUACUUUGAAGAUGACCAUCCAUUCCUGCUGACUUCGUUCCGUGCUCUUGGUUUAGAGCUUUGGUCCAUGACCUCUGAUAUCUACUUUGAUAAUUUCAUUAUCUGUUCUGAAAAAGAAGUAGCAGACCGCUGGGCUGCAGAUGGUUGGGGAGUGAAAAUAAUGAUUGCAAAUGCCAAUGAGCCCGGCGUCUUGAAGCAGCUGAUGGUGGCCGCGGAAGAGCGCCCCUGGCUCUGGGCCGUCUACCUUGUGACCACUGGGCUUCCAGUCGUGCUGAUUGUUUCGUUUUUUUGGCCAAGAAAAGUAAAGAAAAAAAGUGAAGAAACCGAGUAUAAAAAUACCGAAUUAUGCAAACCCCAGACCAAGGGCGCCCUGGAGCAGGACGUAAAGGCAGAGAAGGCGGCUCUGGAGAAGCCCGCAGACCUGGACGAGGGGGAAAAGCAGAGCGAUGGCGAAAUUGCUGAAAAGGAAGAGGAAGGUGACCCUGAGGAAAAGAGUGAAGAAGAAAUUGAAAUCAUAGAAGGACAAGAAGAAGGUAAUAAAUCAAAUAAGUCUGGAUCAGAGGAUGAGAUGAAGGAAGCGGACGAGAGCACAGGCUCCGGCGACGGGCCCGUGAAGUCGGUGCGCAAGCGGCGGGUCCGCAAGGAGUGAGGCCGCGGGGGGCCGCCUCCGCCGCGUGUCCAGAGUCGGGGUGCGGCCUGGCCGCCCGCACACCCCUUUCUGCUACUAGCCACGUUAUUCCUUCAGACUUUUAUUUUAGCAAAAGGAAACCUUUGAAGUUACCUGGUAUUUAACUUUAGAAUAAAAGAAAAGUGACGUUACCUAUCAGAUUUCAACACUAUCAUUAGGUGUUCCACAGUUUUAAUAGUUUGGAGAAAGUUUUGGUUUGUACAGAGUGAAAAAAGUAAGAUUUUUUUUGGGGGAAAAAAUCAGUCACUGGAAUUUCCUCUUCAAGGUUCUGCUUCAGUAUAACUGGUGGUUUUAUAAUCUAAGCCAGAGUGUGUUCUGUUGUACAGAGCUACAUGCAAUAAAGUUUCUGUAUGAUUGUUUGAUGUCCCACAAAGUGUUGUAUGUAACCCACACUUAACCUGGUUUGUAUGUGACCCACACUUACCUGGUUUGUGUCAAAUUAUAGUCAUGGGCUCUUGUUCACUUAGUUUAUAGAUUCUUUUAAAGAGGAGCUUUGUUGACAGGCAAGUCAACAAAACAGAAGUGUCUGUCAUAGAAUCACUGGCUAUUAGUGCAGCGUAUUUUACGUUUGAUAACAAAAGUAAUAGGUUUCUCCAAACAAAACGGUGUGCAUAUUUUUUCCAACUUUUACCAUUUUCUGCUAGAAUGGCUUGCCCCGGGCAGAGGCAGGCUCGUGCACGUAUUGCUCUGGAAAUAAAACUGAAAGCUUUUUAAUUCUUUAAAUUAUACCCUCUCUAAUAGGGAAACUAUUAUCGAGGAGUCUCUGAAUUACUCCCCUUUAUCUGACGAUUAAGAUUCCAGUUGCUAAUGAGUAUCAGUCAUCAUGCUUUGUAUUUUCACUCGUUUCCCGCUGAAGUCUGUUAUCUCAUCCAGCAGCACAGCUGCCUCUCAGGUAGCCGGCACCCCCCCCUCCCCGGCCUCCCCAAAGUGAUGGAACCACAUCAGAAUGGAGACAUUGUUCCACUGGAAAUGUUUUAAGAGCUUUUCCUGUUUGGGGACAGGUCAGAUCCCAAGCUGGCCAGCAUCUGUGCCAGCACAGCGCCGCCCUGAGAGCUGGACUGGGUGACUCAGCCUUGCGCGCUUCACUCACUGGCUUGCCGGGCCCUGGGGCAUCUCCCGGCCAGCCCCCGCCCAGCAGCGCACUGGGAGCCUGCCCGUAAGGAAGACACAUCUCUGGAUCUUCCUUGUGGGCAAGGACACGGAGUUAGCCAGUGGGAACUGCGGCUCCCUGUUCUGGAGAGAGCGCGGCUGCAGUGCGCGCGUCCCGCUGGGCUGGACAGUCUGACACCCGGUCACCUCACCUACUGCCGCCUGGACCUGACACGUCCGCAAGGACGCCCGUCCCUGCUUUGUACUGGAGUGAACUAGACAUAGCGACUGACUCCAGAGGGUGUUUCUGAGCCGCUCCUUUGGGGAGCAGUCCUUUCUUAACCUUAUGGAAACCUUGCCGACAGAUGUCUUGUAUUUUUCCUAAAGAUUUAUUAAAGCUGUUUUCACUUU